This is a messenger RNA of Vigna angularis (adzuki bean), 1278 nucleotides long. Its product is annotated as putative cyclin-D6-1. The record is from RefSeq and is a predicted model, not a curated record. Lineage: Eukaryota; Viridiplantae; Streptophyta; Magnoliopsida; Fabales; Fabaceae. Gene Ontology annotation, biological process: mitotic cell cycle phase transition; regulation of cyclin-dependent protein serine/threonine kinase activity. Gene Ontology annotation, cellular component: nucleus; cytoplasm; cyclin-dependent protein kinase holoenzyme complex. The transcript is spliced from 5 exons. Gene Ontology annotation, molecular function: cyclin-dependent protein serine/threonine kinase regulator activity. Bases 382 to 1278 code for a protein of 298 amino acids.
UUCCUAUAUUUUUAAACCUGUAGAACUUUUAUCUUUGGGAGGUGGUAGAAAAUGUAGUAAUCCUAAUAUUCAGUCCAAAAACUUGUUAAACUCUUGAGGUACUCCUCUCGCAUCUCUGGUGUUUUUCCUGAUUUCUAUGAUGAGGAAGAGCGAGGAGCAAAGAGUUCAUAUUCCUAUUAUGUAUUUGUAAACACUACUACUUCCAAUAAAGAACGCCAACACAACCACUUUAUCAACACAGAAACCGAAGCUUCUCUUUCUUUUCCAUCAAUUCAGUUACCAUCUUGAGACUUUUUGUCUCUUUGUCUUUCUUAUGCCUUGAAUUCCUCAAUAGCAAUGAACAGAAUAUAGAACGCAGACUAGGAUAUCAAGAAAGGGAAGAUGGAGUUUGAUCUUGAAGACCCACUAGUCAGCUUGGAAGAAGAGCAACCCUUUACUGUAUCAGAACUCUUUGCCUCCGAAUCAGAUCACAUGCCCUCACCAAACUACUUAAGUCUAACACAUUUUCACGUUUUCUGUUUUGAGGCCAUAUCUCUUAUUCUUCAGGUGAAGUUAUGUUUAUGUAAUAGGUUCAUUUCCCUCUCCUUCGUGUCACAUUUGCUACAUUUUGUUAUGUUUCUUCAGGUUCAGCUUUCUUACAAACUAGACCCUUUUGUAGCUUACCUUGCUAUAAAUUACAUGCACCGUUUCACGUCAAGCCAGGAAAUUCCGAAGGGGAAUCCGUGGUAUCUUAGGCUUGUUGUCGUAUCGUGUCUCUCUCUUGCUUCAAAGAUGAAAAACACAACUUUGCCAUUUUUGGAAAUGCUGAAAGAAGGUUGUAACUUUAAGGUUCAAAGUAUUCAGAGAAUGGAGCCUCUGAUUCUCGGGGCACUGAAAUGGCGUAUGAGGUCAAUUACACCUUUUUCUUUCCUGCGCUUCUUCAUCUCUUUAGCUGAAAUUGAUGACCACUCACUGAAGCAAGCACUCAAAGAGAGGGCUUCUGCUAUAAUCUUCAAUGCUCAAAAUGACAUUAAGCUUUUAGAGUAUAAGCCUUCAACUAUUGCAGCAACUGCCCUCAUCAUUGCAUCGCAUGAACUACUCCCUCAUCAAUAUUCUAUUCUGAGAGCUUCAAUUAUAUCCAGUGAGUACCUAGAUGAGGAGACAUUGUCCAAGUGCUUUGAUUUGAUGCAAGAGAUGAUAAGAACGGUAGCAAAAGAGUUAGACACAGAAAGAUGCUUUUUAAGAACAGAAACUCCAGGGAGUGUGCUUGAGAGAAACACCAAACGACAAAGAAUUUAA